Molecule: messenger RNA, 2385 nt
Organism: Salvelinus fontinalis (brook trout)
Lineage: Eukaryota; Metazoa; Chordata; Actinopteri; Salmoniformes; Salmonidae
Product: carbohydrate sulfotransferase 1-like
Exons: 2
Coding region: 458-1735 (425 amino acids)
Biological process (GO): carbohydrate metabolic process; keratan sulfate proteoglycan metabolic process; N-acetylglucosamine metabolic process
Cellular component (GO): Golgi membrane
Molecular function (GO): N-acetylglucosamine 6-O-sulfotransferase activity; keratan sulfotransferase activity
Source: RefSeq, a predicted model, not a curated record
CGUUUUGGGGUGGUCCAGACAUUCAGUCCAUGAGUAGCCUACCUCACACGCACACAGCCUCCACACAUCAGUUGAAAGAAACCUGACUGCGCGACGGAUGCAGUGCACGAAGCUCCUGGUGUUCCACGUCUUUCAUUUGAAUCAGUUAUGUUUUCCGUGUAGGGUGUUUCCCUACACUAUUCGGUUUUGUAAAUGGUUUCUUAAGUGUGAAUACUCAUGGAUCUAUUGCGCACGGAUAUUCCUCUUAUUUCUCCGCUAUCCCGAUGGCAGAAGCCGGGACAAAGCCGAGGAGCGUACCGGGGAUACUGCUUUAGUAGAAACCAGAGCCGUUGUCUGUGAUUGGAAACGUCGCACGGCUGCUACUUUUCUUUGCAUUGACGGCAGCACUUAAACACAGCCGUCAAUAAGGUAUAUGACUUGGCUCUGACCCGCGGCGUCUAAAUGAAGUGGCCCAGCCAUGCAAUGUUCCUGGAAGGCAGUGAUCCUGCUGGCCUUGGCCUCCAUCGCCAUCCAGUACACCGCCAUCCGGACUCUCACCUCCAAGCCCUUCCAGCUCUGCCCCGUGCCAAGCCCCCAGAACUGUGGCCUCCUGGGAGGUCCCGGGACAGAGUCCCCCAUAGAGGGGCGGGCUGGCUGCGAUGACUACCCCUAUUUCAGCUUCAACGCCUCCCGUAAGACCCACAUCAUGGUGCUGGCUACAACGCGCAGCGGCUCCUCCUUCGUGGGCCAGCUGCUCAACCAGCAUGCUGACGUUUUCUACCUAUUCGAGCCCCUCUACCAUGUCCAGACCACGCUGAUCCCUCGGCUAUCUCACAGCCGCAACGCAGCCGACCGCAGGGUGAUGCUGGGUGCCAGUCGCGAUCUCCUGCGGAGCCUCUACGGCUGUGACCUCUACUUCCUGGAGAGCUACAUUAAGCCGGCGCCGGCCAACCACACCACGGACAAGCUGUUCCGCAGAGGGGCCAGCCGGGCGCUAUGCUCGCAGCCCGUGUGUGACGCCUUUGGACCCACCAAUGCCAAUGUGGAGGAGGGUGACUGCGUCAAGAAGUGCGCCGCCCUCAACAUGACCUUGGCGGCCGAUGCCUGCCGUGAGAAGCGGCAUGUGGCGAUCAAGGUUGUGCGUGUGCCGGAGAUCGGGGACCUGCGGGCGCUGGUGGAGGAUCCACGGCUGAACAUCAAGGUUAUCCAGUUGGUGCGUGACCCUCGCGGGAUCCUGUCGUCGCGGAUCGAGACUUUCCGGGACACCUACCGUCUGUGGAGGAUCUGGAGGGCCACAGGGCGGAGGCCCUACAACCUGGACCUCAGCCAGCUGACGGUGGUUUGUGAGGACUUCCUCGGCUCUGUGUCCACAGGGCUCAGCCACCCCCACUGGCUCAAAGGGAAGUAUAUGCUGGUGCGUUACGAGGAUCUGUCCAGGAACCCUCUGCUGAAGACCAUGGAGAUAUAUGACUUCCUGGGUCUGUCGAUGGACAAGAGCGUGGAGGAGUGGAUACAGACCAACACUAGGGGCAGCACCGAGCUGUCGGCUAAACACAAGUACGGUACGGUGAGAGACUCAGCGGCCAACGCCGAGAGCUGGCGCUUGAAACUGUCCUACGACAUGGUGGAGUACACGCAGGCCACGUGCCAGAAGGUUCUACAUCAGCUGGGCUAUAAGGCAGUAAAGUCAGCAGAGGAACUGAAAAACUUGUCGCUCUCACUCGUGCAGGACAAAACUUUUGUACCUUUUUUGUAACAAAGAUAGUUCCUGAAUGACUAUUUUUUGAUAUAUUUAUAAAUGUUGCCUUAUAAUUUACAUGGGUUAUGUUUGUGUUUUUGUCUUUGAUUUCAAAUUUGCACUACAACUUAAGAAUUCUUAAAGUUAUCUGAGGGUGGGAGUUCAUUCGUUGAUUUAGGAACGUGGGAGUUCAUUUGUUGAUUUAGGAACGUGGGAGUUCAUUUGUUGAUUUAGGAACGUGGGAGUUCAUUUGUUGAUUUAGGAACGUGGGAGUUCAUUUGUUGAUUUAGGAACGUGGGAGUUCAUUUGUUGAUUUAGGAACGUGGGAGUUCAUUUGUUGAUUUAGGAACAGCACAAAAUGUUUGCUUUAAAGAAAAAAGCUAGAGUAAAACACACCAGUUUACAAAUGUAAAUUCAACUCCCAAGGAUUUCAUAAUGAAGACCAUUGACUUUUACUUUCAACCGUCUAAACUAAAUGCAAAGCACCGUCCUCAUAGAUUUCCUGUAUGCCAGCUGUUGCAUCAACACACACAGUGAAUGUUGCCAUUCCAUCUAAGGGGUGACUGAGUCCGCGUAGCAGGAGGACAACAGACUUUUAUAGGACUUGUGACGAAAACAUUGGACUGGACAAGACCAACUGCGCAAUAAAUAGUGAAUGUUGCACUCAA